AUGCCUCGUGCUCCAAGAACUUACUCUAAGACUUACUCUGUUCCAAAACAACCAUAUGAAUCAGCCCGUUUAGAUUCUGAAUUGAAAUUGGCUGGUGAAUACGGUUUAAAAAACAAGAGAGAAAUUUACAGAAUUGGUUUCCAAUUAUCUAAAAUUAGAAGAGCUGCUCGUGAUUUAUUAACCAGAGAUGAAAAAGAUCCAAAAAGAUUAUUCGAAGGUAAUGCUUUAAUUAGAAGAUUAGUUAGAGUUGGUGUCUUAUCUGAAGAUAAAUUGAAAUUAGAUUAUGUUUUAGCUUUAAGAAUCGAAGAUUUCUUGGAAAGAAGAUUACAAACCCAAGUUUUCAAAUUAGGUUUAGCUAGAUCUAUCCACCACGCUAGAGUCUUAAUCACCCAAAGACACAUUGCUGUUGGUAAACAAAUUGUCAACAUUCCAUCUUUCAUGGUUAGAUUAGACUCUCAAAAACACAUUGACUUUGCUCAAAGCUCUCCAUACGGUGGUGGUAGAGCUGGUAGAGUUAAGAGAAGAAACCAAGCCAGAAAAUCUGAAGGUGGUGAAGAUGCUGAAGAAGAAGAAUAAAUUAGUUAGUUUAUAAUUAAUUAAAUCAUUUCAUAAUUCUUGUAUUUCUACUUUAAUAAACCUUUGGUUUACCUUUUCCAAUCUACUCAUCUUUCAU
Messenger RNA from Hyphopichia burtonii NRRL Y-1933, 673 nucleotides. RefSeq names its product 40S ribosomal protein uS4 (gene RPS9B). Gene Ontology annotation, molecular function: rRNA binding; structural constituent of ribosome. Lineage: Eukaryota; Fungi; Ascomycota; Pichiomycetes; Serinales; Debaryomycetaceae. The transcript has 2 exons. Gene Ontology annotation, cellular component: cytosolic small ribosomal subunit. Gene Ontology annotation, biological process: positive regulation of translational fidelity; translation. Bases 1 to 576 code for a protein of 191 amino acids. The record is from RefSeq and is a predicted model, not a curated record.